Molecule: messenger RNA, 795 nt
Organism: Colletotrichum scovillei
Lineage: Eukaryota; Fungi; Ascomycota; Sordariomycetes; Glomerellales; Glomerellaceae
Product: phosphoglycerate mutase
Exons: 2
Coding region: 1-795 (264 amino acids)
Cellular component (GO): cytoplasm
Molecular function (GO): phosphatase activity
Source: RefSeq, a predicted model, not a curated record
AUGCCAGUCCAAAUCCACCUCGUCCGCCACGCCCAGGGUUUCCACAACCUCUCCCUCGAAAAUGAAGCCCUCCGCGACCCCCUCCUCACGGAAAAGGGAAAACAGCAGUGCGCCGACCUCCGCGCCGCCUUCCCCCACCACGACCGCAUCACCCACCUCGUCGCCAGCCCCCUCCGCCGGACCCUCUACACCUGUCUCCUGGGCUUCGGCCCCUCUGACCCCUCCUCUCCCGAGUCCGGAAGCAAGUCCCUCAAGGUCCUCGCCCUGCCCGAGGUACAAGAAGUCUCCGACGCGCCGUGCGACACCGGCUCGGCCGUCAAGGACAUCGAGGCCGAGUUCGCCGGCCGCGUGGAUUUCAGCAGGGUGCCCGAGGACUGGAUCGACAAGGCCGGCCCCGACUCGAGAUGGGAGCCGACGCUGGAGAAGCUGGAGGCGAGGUCUGCCGAGGCGAGGAGGGCGCUGAGGGAGCUCGUGGGCGGGGACGUGUCCGGGGACGCGCAGGUCGUGGUCGUCACGCACGGCGGCAUCUUGCACUUUUUGACGGAUGAUUGGUAUGGGAUUGCUCCCAAGAAGGCAACUGGCUGGGAGAACACCGAGUACAGAUCGUACGAAUUCGCAGACGCCACGGGACAGGACCCCAAGGCCCUCCUCAAGGAGACGCAGGAGAGCUGGCAACGUCGCAAGGGCGAGGAUACCCGCCCGACGCCCGAGCAACAGGCCGAGCUCCGCCAAACCUUCUAUCGUGAGAUGGAACCGUAUCUCAAGUAUAGCCCCGAGAGAGGCUGGAUGCAGUAA